UUUGAAAGUUUUACAUCUCUCAUAGAUAAAAUUGAUGUCUUUAUGCACAUUAAUCUCUCCUGAGCAGAGAGAAACAGAUUUGAAGAGUGGACAUGAUGAAGGGAAAAUGAGACUGAGGGAUUCAGUGACUUUUUCAUUUCCACCCGGAGACACCCAAGACUUAGGAGAUGGGCCAGGAGAAAAGGUGUUGGUUGUGUCUAUGUGUGGGAAGACACCAAUGCAUUCAGGGGGAGCCAAGCGUAUUCCUUUGCAUGAACUUGUGGGAAAGAUAAUUUUUGAGCGAGCUGCCUGUCGUUGUCCUGACCUGGAUGAGGCCAUGACAUUGGUAGAGGGCUAUUAUGAUGUCCAAGAGAAGGUUGUCUACCUUUGCCUGAAUGGUGUCUUUGAUACUGCCUGCCUCCCACAAGUAUGGGCUCGAGAGGCCAACAACCUCUAUGAUGAGGGUUUCCUUUGUACAUGGGCUUCCAUGAAACGCACUUAUGCCAAAGCAAUGCUGUUCCUCUUCCUUGUCUCUCAUGUGGUCAUCAUCUACCAUCCCACACCUCGUUUUGACAUCACCUACAUUACCCUCUUUCAAGCUAUUGAAGAAGCCCGACAGAAGGUGCAAGGAUCGGUGUCAGACAUCCUCCGCAGUGUUGCAGGUAUACCUAGGGAAUGGGCAUCACGUGGACGUCUCUGUUCACCUCGGGUCUUGUUCUAUUUCCACGAUUGCCCACGUCAUCUCCUCAGUCAGCAGCCAUCCAAGAAGCAUCAGUCUAAUCUCAAAUACCCUCUGGUGAAGAAACUGGAACACUCCUUGGAGGAUCAGAUCUACCGUAUUCUCCGCAAGAGUCGGGUGAUCACCAACGUCAGUGCCAAUUCCCUAUUUGCCAUCCCUUCAAAUCAGGAGUUUGUUUACGUGCAGACCGAAGAAGAUGAAUCUAUUUCAACUACAUUCAUCAUGGACCAAUUGCUCUCAAGCAUUCGUCAGGUUAAGGAUGGUACAUCUCGAGGAGUGUCUCGCUCCCAGGGCCAAGCUUCAAUGGGGACUGGGAAUCAUGCAGGAGGAAGCCAUAUUUCUGCAUUAUCAGUCAUGCAGCAGUCAGGCUCUGGUGCUCCUGUGUUGCUCAGUGAGGCAUUAGGUAUCUCCUUUAAUGGAAGGAGUAAUCUCCCAUUGCCUGGAGAGAAGCACUUGUUUGUCAACUUUUUGAGAGAGCACAUUGAGCUUGGAUUGACAAAAGGUUUUGAUGAUAAUGUUGGCAGACAUGCUACUCCAGGCUUCUUUGAAAUGGCAUCCUUCUCCAUAUGGCUGAUGGCUGCUAACAGAGUCCAUGAACUGAUCAUCCGUAAAGAGAUACAAGAUCCCAAAGUAGACCUAGCCAUGGAUCACCUUUCAAGCCUUCUUAAUCCUGACCUUAGAUUCAGUGAGGCUCGAUGCAGCAAGGUCCUUCCAUUGGCUCUCUCUGCUUAUCAAGAGAACUUACCACCUCAUUACACUGAAGAUUACCAUGAGACAAAGCUGUUCCAUGCAGAAACUGCCUUUAUGCAGCAGGCAAGAGGCCCUGCAUGUGAGCGCUUUGUGGAGAAGCUGAGAGAAGAGUGUGAUGCCAUCUGGCAUGGAGGACGAGAAAUGUGUGCUGUACUUAGUCUUCGUGGGAACCAGUGCAUCAAUCCUAAGCAUCGCACCCCUCUGGACAUGGAAUCUGGCGAGAAUCAUCUCCCUGUGAUGCCACACUUGAGCCAAGUGAAGCUGAUUUCCACCUGCAACUGUGGACGUAUGCAGGGAAGCCGAGAUGACCCAUUUGAUCUCAGCGCUGCCAAUUUUGACUUCUAUCUCAUUUUGGAAGAAGCCUGUUGUGCUCCUCUGGAGAAAUGGAACUUCCCUGUCUUCCAACCCAGCAUCAAGGAUUUCCGAGCAGCAGAGGUAGUAGAAGACUAUUGGUGUCAGGUGCAGACCAAUGGAAAGGAUGCAGAACCUCAGGAAGGGGCUAGAUCAGGAACAUCCCUGGAUCACCUGAGUGGUCCUGUUGCAUCAGCAGAAACUAAGCAGGCUCUUGUCAAGGGACAGUCGGGUCCAGCCACUGCUGCCUCCCACACAGACUUCCAGCUCACACUAGGUGGUGCUGACAGUGGAGACCUCUUUACUCAUGAUGAUACCAAGUUCCUCCAUCAAUCAGCUGGAGUAUCAGAAGAUGAGGUUGACCAAGGGCUGAAGAGCCAGGAAGAUGAGUGCGACCGGGAGAAAAGGAAAGAAAUCCUGGCAGUUGCAGAAGAUGGUGAGAGGGAGAAUGACAAUGAAGAAGAAGGAGAUGUUGAUAAGAACAUUGAAGAAGAUAAUGUGGGUGAUAUUAAUGAACAAGAGAAGAAUAUGCCUGAACAGCUUGUCUAUUUCCAAUGGACCAUAGCAGAAGCAGAAGAGACAGAGGAUAAACUGCUCAAGAUUGCAGGGCAAAGUAGCAAUGGAGAACAGGAAGUCUCUACAACUGAGUAUCUUCCAGGGAUGAUUCAUUCCGAGAGCCCUCCCUCACUACUUCCUCAAUUCCCUCACUGGUCUCUAGUUUGCCUGGGCUCUUCGAGCAUCUACUCUCAUAGUUCUGGUGUUCAUGAUCAGCCUGGUUUCUGGUCUGGUUCUAAUGUCCUCCUUCCCUGGGAUGUUCCUGUGAAGAUUGACUCCAAGGACAAGUGGCCAGCCAUUGCUGAAUCGCUUGGCAAGAAGGGACAAUACCUGAAGGCCAAACGUGGUAAAGAGCCUACUGAAUUUACAGUUAAGGUCUUUGUUGGCAUGGAGUACGAAUGUCCACGAGGACAUCGUUUCAUGGGUGCUUCACCUGAGAGAGUCCUCAAGGCUGGGUCUGCAGCAUCUGGAAAAGACUCUGCUCUCAAGGUGGUGAACAAUGACAUGCCUCUGUAUAUGUCCUGCCCCUGUCGGAGUGGGAUGCAGGGCCAAUUGAUGCGGGUGCAUUUGGUGACCCCCAAAGCUCCUGUGAAAGUGACUUUGAAUCCUCGAGUAAGGCCAGCUCCAUCUCCGUGUCCCACAUUUCAUCCUGGACCACAAGGCCCCUACUAUCCUCCACUGGAACCUGUAAAAUCUGAUUAUGCUGUGCUCCUCAAGGAU
This is a messenger RNA of Darwinula stevensoni, 3094 nucleotides long. The record is from the annotation of a GenBank genome assembly. NCBI's taxonomy places the organism in Eukaryota, Metazoa, Arthropoda, Ostracoda, Podocopida, Darwinulidae.